Molecule: messenger RNA, 2242 nt
Organism: Zychaea mexicana
Lineage: Eukaryota; Fungi; Mucoromycota; Mucoromycetes; Mucorales; Lichtheimiaceae
Product: P-loop containing nucleoside triphosphate hydrolase protein
Exons: 2
Coding region: 365-2227 (620 amino acids)
Molecular function (GO): RNA helicase activity; ATP binding; RNA binding
Source: RefSeq, a predicted model, not a curated record
GUGAUCGCUUGCUCGUAUUGGAAGCAUCAACUUUAGCUCAUGAUCUUUUUGCUUAUCACGUACAACGCUAAUUGAUAAGAAUCUUUCACUAUCAUAUUUUCUUUCCGGUUUUUAAACCAGGAGACAUGGCUUUGAUUCUUCCAUUUCAAACACUUAGCAAAUGCUUGUAAGCUCAAUGAAUAGCUUCAAAGCGAAUGAAAAUGAUGUAUGCAUUUUUACUGAACUAAACGGCUACGAACGUUCAUUUCAUUUUAAUUUUCCAUGUGCCUGGAGAUACCGGGCAUAACCAUCUGACAGGCCUUUUUAUGGAUGGAUCGGCGGCUAGGUAAGCCAACUCCGUACGUGCUUGAGCCAUUUUUUUCUUAUGCUUCUUCCGAGAUCUCUCAAUCGAAAACGCAAAGACAAUAACAAUGAUGCUGCUCUUGCCACGGAUAAUCAACAGCAAAAACGUCGGAUAAAUGCUACCGUUGCUGGCAAUCCCGACACUACCUCUCGAUCUGAGGUUUCAAAUGUGUCACUACCACCCCCAUCACCGAUUAUUUCUACGUUUCACGAUUCCCGUACAUCGAAUGACGACGACGACGAAGACGUGCCGAUCAAGCAAUAUUCUUCGCAGCAGCGAUUAGUAAUCCCCAACAGCGACGAACCCAACUGCGUAAUAUGUGGCAAGUACGGCGAAUAUAUCAACGACGAUACUGACAAUGAUAUAUGCAGCCGCGAGUGCAAGCUCAUCGACACGGAUAUGAACGGACCCUUACGAACACCCGUAUCGCACAAGCAUGAGCCACAGCCAUCAACACUUGUUGCAGUGCAUCAGUCUGCUUCAGUGGCUGAAAACGUGCAUGCUAAAUUGACCAACUAUCAAGAGUCACCUAGCGUCGCAAAUAUGCCGCAGGAUCAAAUCAAGUCUAUGCUCCAAGCACACGAAAUCCACGUCAAAGGCAGCAGUAUACCCCGACCUAUUGUAUCGUUUGAUCAGUGUCGUCAAGCACUUGGCCAACGGCUUUUGGACAAUUUGGAUCGACAAGGUUGGUCAAUGGCAACAAGUGUCCAACGACAAGCUGUUCCUGCUAUGCUAGCAGGACGAGAUGUGGUUGUCAUAUCUCCUGCAGGUUCAGGCAAAACAUGCGCAUUUGUCUUGCCCAUUUUAGCGCAUUGUCAAUCACUCUCUGCCAUGCACCGCCACAAACGACGCUCAGGUCCCUAUGCGCUAAUCCUUUCACCGACCCGCGAUCUGUGUGCUCAGAUCGAAAAUACCAUUAAACGCCUAGCCAAAGGAAUCCGAAAUAUACGAACGGCGCUGCUUGUCGGUGGUGAGCCAUGGCCGGACCAGUUGCACCGACUGCGCACAGGUGUACAAAUCGUGGUUGGAACUCCAGGCCGGGUCUCGGAUAUGGCAGCCUAUCAUCCACACAUGUUACGGGUAUGGCGUGCACGGAUGCUGAUUUUGGAUGAAGCGGACGUACUCUUUGCAUCGGCCAUGAGGAAGCAAGUGCGAUUGAUCUUAAACAAACUACCCGACAAGAUUAUCCGACAAUUCGGCUACUUUUCGACCAGCAUAAAUCCCGAACAGUCCAAAAUCGUCAAGCGAAUGUUGCACCCCAUUGAAAUAAGCGUCGGGCAACCGGAUGAAAAGGUGGAAAAGAAGGCAGUGCAGCAGCUCGCAUCCGUCACAAAUGUCAAACAAACAAUCUUGUGGGUCGAGAAUCCAAGCAAAACAAAACGUUUGCUGUCGAUCCUUGACGACCCGAAAUAUUUCAGCGCGCCUGUGCUGGUAUUUGCAGAAAGCAACUUGGCCGUGAUGAAUCUUGCACAAACGAUUCACAAAAAGAAGAACUACAAACAUUGGCGUGUGGUUGCCAUGGAUGCAGAAAAAUCGCUCAAGGAAAGGGCUGCUAUAUUGGAAGGGAUGAAUAUAGACCCGCCAGAAUGGGAUGUAGUUAUAUCGACGGAUGUACUUGCUCGCGGAAUUAAUCUGCCAACGGUUAGUCUGGUGAUCAACUACGAUAUGGCAAAAACAAUACCAGAUUAUGUCCACCGGAUAGCAAGAGCCGUGAUACCUGAAUCUCCAAACACAGCUAUUGGCAGGAAAACAAGAAAGCAUAGUCGCGGUUGGGCAAUCACAUUUAUCAACAAGCUGUUUUCACAGCUCUACCAAGGGCUUUCCAACAAAUCACCCGUGGAUGUCACGCCACUACCAUCUGAACUUAAAAAACAGCAAUUGUAAAAGAACCAUGAACGA